This is a messenger RNA of Fusarium odoratissimum NRRL 54006, 4090 nucleotides long. RefSeq lists its product as uncharacterized. The coding region runs from base 1374 to 3752 and encodes 792 amino acids. Gene Ontology annotation, cellular component: phagophore assembly site; cytosol; extrinsic component of membrane. The transcript is spliced from 2 exons. Lineage: Eukaryota; Fungi; Ascomycota; Sordariomycetes; Hypocreales; Nectriaceae. The record is from RefSeq and is a predicted model, not a curated record. Gene Ontology annotation, biological process: mitophagy; autophagosome assembly; piecemeal microautophagy of the nucleus.
AAUUUGGACAUGGACAAGUUGCGGUAAAUCCAACAUUUAUUAUUCUCAUCUUGUGUUGAUCAACUAAUAGCUGACUCGACUCAGGCGCAAGACGUGCCCAUGAGCCCUGUGACUGUGACGUGAGGCUCUAGCCGAUGACGACAACCCAUUAUUAUCCAAUCCACUCCCUGUCGCCCAUCCCAUCACGAGGUCGUUGGUGGUGACCUCUUCCGUCUCUGUCUCUAUCUGUUUACUGUACCUUUUCCCUCUCAUCCCGUCGCCGUUGGAAUGUCAUUCCGGCUCUGACAAAACACAAUCAAACUUGCUUCUAUUUCAGAGUUGGGCCUGCUGCAGCAACCCGCGACCUAUCGUCUUGUUUUAUCUCUAUUUGCGGACACAAACAAGUACCUUGCCUUGCACAAGCAAACCGCAGUACCUGUACCAUCUCUGGGCUCUUGUUAGUGCGACUGGAUUGGCCUGUACUGUACAGUGUUAGACCCUCUUCUCUCACACCUCACUUCAGACCUAUUACAACGACAACGACCCUGGACUGGGAGUUGCGUUUGGCUGCCUGCAUCUGCGUCUGCAUCUCACCGACCGACAGCAAGGAGAUACCUGGGCUUGGACCUGGACCUGGGCCUGAGCUUUCUGCCUUUUGCUUUUCUUUCUUCUUUUUUACACUUUUGCCUACACUUUUACCUCCACACUCCCCCGACCCAAGCACCGCCGACUACCGAUCCAUCAACUCCUCCGUUCUCCGUUCACCCUUAUCGACUUGAACUGCCUCGAACGACAUGAACUAUGGAUGAGCAGGUCUCGUGGCCGAUCAAGAUCCCUAUACGUUCGUGAUCAAUUCAUCCAUCAACCAACAAUUACGACCGUACCCUCUUCCUUGCGCACACGACACGAUACGAUAUACGAUAACCGAUAACGAUGCAUCAACAACCCCGUGGCCCAGCCCGGGUGUCAUCCCCAGGUGCAACGCACCAUCCAACCAUUCCAUCUCGAUCCAACAGCACCAGAGAAGCUGCAUUGGGAUCCCGACCUCGAGCUGGCUCUAAUGUUGCUGGUAGAGACACACCAAGCUCGCCAACUAUUGGAGAUAUGCCGACACCGGCGCCUCCAGCCGACUCGAUCAAGAAGCUCGAUCAAAUAGUACAGAACUUCUAUGCAAAGGCAGCCGUACUCGUCCUCGACUCACGCAUCAAAUCCAAGCCUGCGCGCGGGGCCAACGGUGGGCGGAAACCCAACAAAUGGGUAGGUUUGCAGCCUGUUUGCACACUCAGUCGCUAAUAUUGGGGUAGUUCCAAAUAGAGACGGAUGAGAUUGAUGACUUUCGAGAUGAGCUCAAGAUCUGGAAGACUUGCGGUAGCUUCGAUAACCCCCCUCCUCCAAUGGUCAUCGAGGUAUAUCUAGAUACCUCUCGAUUAAAAGACAGUCAGAGUCUAGUCAUCGUUGAUGAGGCUGGCAAGAGAUGGGAUGUGAUGGAACAGCUGAACUCAUCCGGUUCCUCUACCGAUAGCUCGUCUGGCGCAUCCCGGAGAAACAACGAGGUUAUCAUUGAGAGGUGGCGAGUCGAGCUCAAGUACUCAGGCGUAAUACCCACGGACUUUGGCCCGAUCCUACCCACCAUCUACAAGAAGGCCAUUGUUUUCUUCCGGUCUCUUUUCAUCACGACUCGCCUUCUUCCAGCAUGGAAGUUUGCCAGCCAAGGUCCCGCCAAGAACUCACACCCGGCGCUUAUUCCACGAUGCCGAAUACGUUUAUCUCAGUCUGAUCGCUCACGUAAUGAUCAGCUGCGUCUUCCCAUUGACGGCAGACCAGACCCCGUGACGGAGUACAUGUUUGGCGAUUUAGAGGUGCCCGUUGGACGACUAAGCACUACUGUCACCUAUCGCAAUGAUUGCAACUUCCGCGUGGAUGACUCUGAGGCUCUACUGAGUUCUCGUUUCAUGGGAGUGGACGAGAACUUUUUCCGACCUUCCAUUCCACCGCUGAAUGACCAGUCAAGAGCGCAGAUAACGGAGGCAGGGUCACUGCGUGACAACCGCUCGCGUCCAAACUUGAGUGAUAUGCAGCAGGCAUAUGGAAGUCUUUCAACGUUUCACACUAAUGUCCCAAUGGGGACCAGCCCGAUCUCGGCUUUGAGAUCGGUGCGACCACCAGGCUCCGACACAAGCUCACCCCCAGAGUCUCUGCCAGCACAGAAUAGUGUGGGUGGUCCAAGCUCUUUGCCAGUACGUCAAAGUGCAGCACGACCCCCUUUGCGAACGACCGAGGGCUCAAGCCGGCGUCCUUCAGUAUCUUUUCAGCCUUUCAAGGCGGGCUCGCUCUCGGGCUCGCCUGUCCCAAGGCAGAUUGAUCCUGAGCCGGCUUCUCCUCAAACGUCGACUCGUCCAGGUAUUCCUUCCCUUAAGCAAGCAGGAAACCGAACAUCUCUUACUGCUGGCAUGCCAGCUUCUCUGCGGGGUGGUCCUCCUCCUCCGGCAUCUACAGACCCUGCUGUUGCCAGCUCCCCGCGACCAGCAUCGACUAGUCGCUAUAGUAGCAGUUUCACACAUCGCCGUGGUCGUCUAUCUUUUGGAGGAGCCAGCAGGGCUGGUGAUGACGAGCAGGGCAGCAGUGGCAGGCAGAGUUUGGCCUCAUCGGUGGCACAGCCAGGAUCUGACCUCCUGGAUGAGGUCGCAGGAACUAGCUCAGACUCGCUCCAGAACGACCAUAAACACCUCUCAGACUUUAUCAGCGCACUGGACAGUAAAAAGACCUUGAAGAGCUUUGGUCCCUCAAAGAAAGGUGAAUCAGCAACUAACAAGACUGUGGCGCAACUAUCGCGCUUUCAUCAAAUGAGGGACUCCAAUAACGCGCUCACGGAUUCGAUGACAUCGUCUGUACAAAUGCAGAGGUCAUCGAGCUCAUCCAGUCGACAAUUGACGAGUGUGCCUGGGAUGACUGCACCAGCUUCUGUGUCUGCUUCGUCGUCUCCUGGGAAGCCACUCUCACCUCAUACACCCCACACGCCAGCAAUUCCGUCAAGAUUGAGCGAGAACUCGAUUAUUGAUUACACUGGCCAAGGACGAAUUACUUCACGUCAGGGGCGAGCAUCUGAUAAUAACCCUGCACCAGGGACGAUCAGAGAGAAUACGGUUACACAAGAUGGAACGACAGCCAUCGACAUUCCAUUGUCACCUCGGCUAGCCACGUAUGAGCGAAGGGCGAGCUCUGUUGCGCUCCACAAUCGGUCGAUGGCGGAUGAAGAUGAGCCGGACUCCGCUUUUGCGCACCGAUCUAUCAGCUUAGGUGCUGAUGAUAGAGAACCACCUACUCUAAGCAUCUUGCUGGGUAGGCAGAUGCAGCUCGAGGGAGGGUCAACUCAAAGGGGAUCGGAUGAACUCAAACCAGCUGCUGAAAUCGAGACUUCUGACACGCCAGGGAUGAUGCAGCGCGGUCUGUCAGAAGAGAACCCUCCUGAGGGGCUGAUACCGACAGCAGCGUCUAGCUCACCUUUUGGUAGAAGGCGGUAUAUGGGUAUGGCUUCACAUAAGCAGACACCGCCGCAAUCAUCGCGUGGAAGCUUUACCGGAUCUAUCACCAGACAGGUCCGGGGUGACGAUGACUCGAUUAACGAGGAGCCUCUGGUCUUUGACCUGUCAGAAAUGGAUCCGCAGGGUCGGCGAAGCAUCGAAGAAGCCCGCAGCGGCGCCCAUGGGGCAACAAAUGCUACAUCAGAUAAGGGAGGAUACGAAAGCCGUGGUGCUUCAAGACGGGGUUGGUGAGAAUGACAUAUCGGAAUAUGAAUUUUGGACACAAAUUACAUACAAGAUCUAUCUAACGGCAAAGUGAGAGCAACGACACCCCAGCUUCAUUAGAGCCACGAGUUAUGUUUCAAAGGCAGUGGAGUUGCAGGCAGGAUGGCGCAUUGGAUGCGUGAUACAGUAGAUUGCCAGGUUAUUUAUGUAUGGAUGGAUGGAAGCGGCGUAUAUGGACUUGUAUACAUUAUUCAUAGGUUGAUACGAUUCAAAGCAGCGUUGACUGUAGCGUUAGCAAGCGGCAUCCCUCUUUUUAGGCGAGCCACAGAAUAUUUACAUUAUUCAUGGGAUAUACGUGCCAAGGG